CGCCUUAGACUUGGUCACUUCGCAGUGUCGGAAAGCAGGUUGUAAAUCGUUCUGCAGAAUUUUCUCUGUGCACAACGUCUUCCACAUAGAGGGAACAAUUCAUAAUCCAUUCCAGUUAUUUCGUUACCAUUGAAUAAAAACAAAAAUGUCGCAGGUUAUAAGACGAAGGAAUAGAAGAACGUCUGUCCGUAGGGAAAUACCCGGCCAAUCCCGGAUGAGUAUAUCCAUGGGAGCACCAAUUUCUCUGGCCUCUGGAGUGGCAGCACAAUCUUCCCAAAGAAGUGUUGCUGAAAUGAAAAAUAGCAGCCAAAAGGAAAAGAAAGAUCUGCAAGGUUUGAAUUGCAAACUUGCCGAAUUCCUUGAAAAAACACGUAUGCUGGAGGCUGAGAAUAAACAUCUUAAGGAACUCUUAAAUAGAUCUCAAGUUGAAUUUAACAUUGAUGUGAUCAAAAUAUCAUACCAAGAGCAGCUGGAGGACUUAAAAGGAAUCAUCGAAGACAAGGAUAAGGAACUUGCAGCUGUAAAGUCCAAGAAUGAAUCGCUUGAAGAAGAAGUCGAAGAUUUGACUGAACAAUUGCGCCAAGUGCAGGACGAAAGAGAUAGACUGCAAGCGGAAAUCGAUGGAUUACACGAUGAAGUUGCCCGCCGCAUUGCAGACAGCGAAACCAGCAGAAGGAGGACAAGCGAACUGGAGAAGCAACUUGCUGACUGGAAGAAGAGAUAUGGCAUUCUUGAUGGUCAAAUGGCCGAACUUAGAACGGUACGUUGCAAUACUUUGAAUCCGUAA
Octopus sinensis (East Asian common octopus) is the source of this 787-nucleotide messenger RNA. Its product is annotated as intermediate filament protein ifa-4-like. The record is from RefSeq and is a predicted model, not a curated record. The transcript has 2 exons. NCBI's taxonomy places the organism in Eukaryota, Metazoa, Mollusca, Cephalopoda, Octopoda, Octopodidae. Bases 146 to 787 code for a protein of 213 amino acids.